Coregonus sp. 'balchen' is the source of this 10844-nucleotide messenger RNA. The record is from the annotation of a GenBank genome assembly. Lineage: Eukaryota; Metazoa; Chordata; Actinopteri; Salmoniformes; Salmonidae.
AGAUACAAGGACCUGCAACUAACUACAUGGGUAGAGUUGAGUGAGAUUGCUAGUAUAUUCGUGAUUUCUCACUGGUUAUAAUUCAUAUAAAAAUGUUGAAUUGGCAGUGGGCACCAUGCAUCUUUGGGUGUCUAGCUGACUCGAUAACAAUAACAUCGUAACUCUAGCCAGGCAGCGUGAUUUUGGCCGGAACUCACAAAUGCUUCCGACACAGUUUCCUGUAUCACACUAGCUAGAACUUGUAAUUAUCUGAUUGGAUAAGUUAGCUAGAAAUCCGUUUUUCAUUUCGUGUUGGUGCAGCCAACUGCAGUAGCAGCAAUUGGUAUCAUUCCCUGUCUCUGUGUAGCUUGACUCAGAGGAGAAGAUGAGAGCAGAAGCGAUGUUCAUCCUUGUGCUACACACCAUCCUGUCUGCGCUGUUGGUCAGCGAUGUUAGUGCUACACUGUCCAGGACUGAUGCCAAGAAGAAGGACUCCAAAACACAAGAGCCAGAGGUGAGGAAGAGGAGGAUAGUGGUGAUUUUAUGAUGAGGAUGAGUGGUGGAAUCACUCUUUUCCAUCCUGGAACCAGUGUAUGUAAUGGCCUCAAUUAGCUACGCAUAUUAUGGACACUGGAGUUAAAUGUCCUUAGCUAGGGCUCAGCCCAUGUGUGUGGGGAAAGUGUGGACUUUGUAUUCCCCCUCUACCCAGUUCUGAUUUCAGUAAAUGACCAGUAUUGUAGAAGGGACAUAGACCACAAUGAAUGAAUGAUAUAAAUUGUCACUGUUUGUUCAGCUAGUCUCAUCCCAGUUCCCACUGUUGCUGUGUAUUCCUCCAAGACUACCAGGGUUGGGGGUCAAUUCAGGAAGGUGAUUUUGAAGUUAAAAAACUUUUAGAAAUACAUUUUCUGCCUUUUUCAGGUUAUUGAGGAAACCAUUGAAAAUAGAUGCCCUUUUUUCCAAUGAUUUUGAAUUGGAAUUUCAGUUUACUUCCUGAAUUGACAGCCUUCAAAUUCGAAUGGACCCCAACCCUGGAGACUACAGUUGGUCUGGUUUUUACAACUACACACGCAGAUCGUUUUAUCUUGUGUUUUGUGUAUUAUUGUUGUUAUAUCAGACGUCCCAGGCGGAGCAGUCGGUGCUGGAGCGAGGUCUUGUUGUUGCUGACCCUCAGUGGAAGGACAUCGUAAAGGAGGAGAGGAGAUACUGCCAACGGGCUGUGACUAAACACACGUUCCAAGGGCCCGUGCUGGGAUAUAUAACUCCUGUAAGUGCAGUGCUUGAUUUGGGCAUGAGCUCUCAUGGGAGCUGAGAUCCGGCAACACAAAAGUUAUACUGCUUGACUUCCUGCACCUCUUAUAAAAACGAUUGGCUUAAAAGUAUUGCAUAGUUCCUCGACCCUAAAUAUAAACAGUACCGACACCUAUUUUAGUCUAUUGUCAGGCGCUGUUUAAGUCCGUAAAAGCAGGUUGGUGUGUUGGUUUGUAGCCAGGUUUAACCAGACUGAACGCUGCGAUCACCUUUGAACAACAGUUAAACUUGGUCCUCUACAGAAAUGUUGUCAAUUUUUGCCUGCAGAUCAGCCUUUAAUCCAGAACCUGGUGUACUCCUUGUACUCCAUGUUUAGCAUGGCAAGGAGGAGCAUGAUAACUCAGUACAGACUGGUACCUAGCCUACCUGCAGGUACCAAUGUGUAUAUCUGGUUGAUUCUGAUCACCCUGCUUUUACUGUUUUAAUGUGUGUGUUUUAAUAGUGGAACUAUUAUGUUACUACUGUUGUGUAAAAGCUAUAUCUCAUCAAUAGGCUCCUUGAAUACUUUCUGAAUCAAUUCUUCAUAUAACCUCUCACUUUCUCUCUCUCACUUUCUCUCUCUCACUUUCUCUCUCUCACUUUCUCUCUCUUCGCUUUCUUUUCCCAUCCUCCAGUGGAACUCCCAUGGUUACGAUGUUGCCAAGGUGUUUGGUUCCAAGCUGACCUCUGUGUCUCCAGUGUGGCUUCAGCUGAGACGGAGAGGACCAGAGAGCUUCCAUAUCACCGGUCUUCAUGACCAUGACCCAGGUAAGGGGACCAGAGAGCUUCCAUAUCACCGGUCUACAUGACCAUGACCCAGGUAAGGGGACCAGAGAGCUUCCAUAUCACCGGUCUUCAUGACCAUGACCCAGGUAAGGGGACCAGAGAGCUUCCAUAUCACCGGUCUUCAUGACCAUGACCCAGGUCUGCCAUAGACUAGCAGGAGUAAUGUCAGCCAAACGUUGUGAAGUUGUCAGCCAGAGUUGUGAUGUUGUCAGACAAAAGUUGUGAUGCCUAAGAAAUAUGUACAUUUACUAAGGGAGUAGAUGUGAAAUAUAGAGAAAAUAUAGAAAGUUGUGUCUUUCAAAGAUAAAAACUCUCUCCUUCUUUUGUAGGUUGGGUAAAAGCUGUGCGGAAGGCAAACAAAAAAAUCAAAAUGCGUAAGUGUAUGUUAAACUCAGCUUUUUUUACUUUAAGUAUAUUCCCAGAUGACCUCACUACGGUAUCAUUCAGUCACCUGCAGCUCCAAUGAUCACUCUCCUUCUGGUCAAACUCUCCUUCUGGUCAAACUCUCCUUCUGGUCAAACUCUCCUUCUGGUCAAACUCUCCUUCUGGUCAAACUCUCCUUCUGGUCAAACUCUCCUGCUCUCUAGUCCUAAAAUAGGGCCCGGUGUUUGGUAAUCAUGUGACAUGUCUGGAUUUGAACGUUUAUUUCAAUAUUUUUCAUCAAACUGUCCCCUUGUCUUUUUAUGUCAGAUGGUCCAGCACUGUACUCAGACAACUGCUUUCAUUUUUGGUGUAAUUCUCAUUUCUGGACGAGGCUUAAAAUACGGGAUAGAAUCUUGCUGUAUUUCACAUGAUUCCCAAACACAUGGCACAUGAUCCUGUUCUUCUCUUCUCUUCCGCUCAGUUCCUCGCCUGUUAUUUGACGGCUGGUCGUACCAGGACUAUAUGAGUGUUCUUGGCAGUGAGGAUGAGAUCGAGGAGCUGGGGACUGAGAUGGUGGACGUAGCUAAGGUAAGGAGGGGCAUUUUUGCUUUAUUCAGACAUUUUGGGACACUGUAAAGUCCAUGGUGAAUAAGAGCACCUCCUCCCAGCUGCCCACUGCACUGAGGCUAGGAAACACUGUCACCACCGAUAAAUCUACAAUAAUCGAGAAUUUCAACAAGCAUUUUGCUACGGCUGGCCAUGCUUUCCACCUGGCUACCACUACCCCGGCCACCAGCUCUGCACCCUCCGCUGCAACUUGCCCAUGCCCCCCCCCCCGCUUCUCCUUCACACAAAUUCAGACAGCUGAUGUUCUGAAAGAGCUGAAAAAUCUGGACCCCUACAAAUCAGCUGGGCUAGACAAUCUGGACCCUUUCUUUCUAAAAUUAGCUGCCGAAAUUGUCGCAACCUCUCUUUCGUAACGUCUGAGAUCCCCAGAGAUUGGAAAGCUGCCGCGGUCAUCCCCCUCUUCAAAGGGGGUGACACUCUAGAUCCAAACUGUUACAGACCUGUAUCCAUCCUGUGCUGCCUUUCGAAAGUUUUUGAAAGCCAAGUUAACAAACAGAUCACCGACCAUUUCGAAUCCCACCGUACCUUCUCCGCUAUGCAAUCCGGUUUCCGAGCUGGUCAUGGGUGCACCUCAGCCACGCUCAAGGUCCUAAACGAUAUUAUAACCGCGAUUGAUAAUAGACAGUACUGUGCAGCCGUCUUCAUCGACCUGGCCAAGGCUUUCGACUCUGUCAACCACAGCAUUCUUAUUGACCUCCCGAGUGGCGCAGUGGUCUAAGGCAGUGCUAGCUGUGCCACUAGAGAUCCUGGUUCGAAUCCAGGCUCUGUCGUAGCCGGCCGCGACCGGGAGACCCAUGGGGCGGCGCACAAUUGGCCCAGCGUCGUCCAGGGUAGGGGAGGGAAUGGCCGGCAGGGAUGUGGGUUUGACUCCCACGGGGGGCCAGUAUGAAAAAAAUAUAUUUUAAAAAAAAAAUACAAAAAUAUAAAAAAUGAUGUAUGCACUCACUAACUGUAAGUCGCUCUGGAUAAGAGUAAAUGUAAAAUGUAAAUAUAAAUGUUAUUGGCAGACUAAAUAGCCUUGGUUUCUCAAAUGACUGCCUCACCUGGUUCACCAACUACUUCUCAGAUAGAGUUCAAUGUGUCAAAUCGGAGGGCCUGUUGUCUGGACCUCUGGCAGUCUCUGGGGGUGCCACAGGGUUCAAUUCUUGGGCCGACUCUAUUCUCUGUGUAUAUCAAUGAUGUCGCUCUUGCUGCUGGUGACUCUCAGAUCCACCUCUAUGCAGACGACACCAUUUUGUAUACAUCUGGCCCUUCAUUGGACACUGUGUUAACAAACCUCCAAACGAGCUUCAAUGCCAUACAACACUCCUUCAGUAGCCUCCAACUGCUCUUAAACACUAGUAAAACUAAAUGCAUACUCUUCAAUCAAACGCUGCUGGCACCCGCCCACCCGACUAGAAUCACUACUCUCGGCGGGUCUGACCUAGAGUAUGUGGACAACUACAAAUACCUAGGUGUCUGGUUAGACUGUAAACUCUCCUUCCAGACUCACAAUAAGCAUAUCCAAUCCAAAGUUCAAUCUAGAAUCGGCUUCCUAUUUCGCAACAAAGCCUCCUUCACUCAUGCUGCCAAACAUGCCCUCGUAAAACUGACUAUCCUACCGAUCCUUGACUUCGGCGAUGUCAUUUACAAAAUAGCCUCCAACACCCUACUCAGCAAAUUGUAUGUAGUCUAUCACAGUGCCAUCCGUUUUGUCACCAAAGCCCCAUACACUACCGACCACUGUGACCUGUACGCUCUUGUUGGCUGGUCCUCAAUACAUAUUUGUUGCCAAACCCACUGGCUCCAGGUCAUCUAUAAAUCACUGCUAGGCAAAUCUCCGCCUUAUCUUAGCUCAUUGGUCACCAUAGCAACACCCACCCGUAGUCUGCGCUCCAGCAGGUAUAUCUCACUGGUCAUUCCCAAAGCCAACACCUCCUUUGGCCGCCAUUCCUUCCAGUUCUCUGCUGCCAAUGACUGGAACGAGCUGAAAAAUCUCUAAAGCUGGAGACUCUUAUCUCCCUCACUAACUUUAAGCGUCAGUUGUCAGAGCACCUUACCGAUCACUGCACCUGUACACAGCCCAUCUGAAAUUAGCCCACCCAACUACCUCAUCCCCAUAUUGUUAUUUAUUUUGCUAAUUUGCACCCCAGUAUCUCUAUUUGCACAUCAUCUCUUGCACAUCUAUCAUUCCAGUGUUAAUACUAAUUGUAAUUAUUUUGCACUAUGGCCUAUUUAUUGCCUUACCUCCAUAACUUGCUACAUUUGCACACACUGUAUAUAUAUUUUCUGUGAUAUUUUUGACUUUAUGUUUUGUGUUACCCCAUAUGUAACUCUGUGUUGUUGUUUUUAUCGCACUGCUUUGCUUUAUCUUGGCCAGGUCGCAGUUGUAAAUGAGAACUUGUUCUCAACUGGCUUACCUGGGUAAAUAAAGGUGAAAUAAAAAAUUAAACAGAAAAGAAACAGCUUGGAGGGAGACAAAAUGGGAAAGGAGGAGACGGGGAUCAAACCCUGGUCUCUGGGGUACCAGGUCUGUCCAUGUGGGCUCCCGAGUGGCGCAGCGGUCUAAGGCACUGCAUCUCAGUGGUCUAAGGCACUGCAUCUCAGUGGUCUAAGGCACUGCAUCUCAGUGGUCUAAGGCACUGCAUCUCAGCGGUCUGAGGCACUGCAUCUCAGUGGUCUAAGGCACUGCAUCUCAGCGGUCUGAGGCACUGCAUCUCAGCGGUCUAAGGCACUGCAUCUCAGCGGUCUAAGGCACUGCAUCUCAGUGCUUGAGGCGUCACUACAGACCGAGUGGCGCAGCGGUCUAAGGCACUGCAUCUCAGUGCUUGAGGCGUCACUACAGACCCCCUGGUUCGAUUCCAGGCUGAAUCACAACCGGCCGUGAUUGGGAGUCCCAUAGGGCGGCGCACAAUUGGCCCAGCGUCGUCCGGGUUUGGCCGGUGUAGGCCGUCAUUGUAAAUAAGAAUUUGUUCUUAACUGACUUGCCUAGUUAAAUAAAGGUAAAAUAAAAAAAACAAUUAAAAAAAAACAUAAGGAGUUGAAUUCACGAUAUAAUACUAAUAGUAAUGCAGUAUAGUACAUUUAUAUAACAUCAGUUGGCAAGUGAGAUUGAAAACAAUUUACCAACCGCCAAAAAGCUGAAUGUGUUGUGUGUUUUUCUAACGGUAAAUAUGAUCAGUAGGAGGCCCCAAAGUGACUGUUUGUUGCAGACGUUGACUUCCGCUGUUUAUUUCAUAGGAGUGUAUCCUGAAUGACUAACAUGUCAAAUGUAAAUGCUAAUUGUGUUCUGCCUUUGCAGACAGAAGGCUUUGACGGCUAUACACUGGAGCUGUGGAGUCAGUUAGGAGGGAACAAGAGACAGUGAGUAACCCAGUACGACGUGAUACCAUUACCUGUCUUAGCCAUGUUAAGAACCCCUCUGAACCCGUCUUAGCCAUGUUAAGAACCCGUCUUAGCCAUGGUAAGAACCCCUCUGAACCCGUCUUAGCCAUGGUAAGAAUCCCUCUGAACCUGUCUUAGCCAUGGUAAGAACCCCUCUGAACCUGUCUUAGCCAUGGUAAGAAUCCCUCUGAACCUGUCUUAGCCAUGGUAAGAACCCCUCUGAACCUGUCUUAGCCAUGGUAAGAACCCCUCUGAACCUGUCUUAGCCAUGGUAAGAACCCCUCUGAACCUGUCUUAGCCAUGGUAAGAACCCCUCUGAACCUGUCUUAGCCAUGGUAACAACCCCUCUGAACCUGUCUUAGCCAUGGUAAGAACCCCUCUGAACCUGUCUUAGCCAUGGUAAGAACCCCUCUGAACCUGUCUUAGCCAUGGUAAGAACCCCUCUGAACCUGUCUUAGCCAUGGUAAGAAUCCCUCUGAACCUGUCUUAGCCAUGGUAACAACCCCUCUGAACCUGUCUUAGCCAUGGUAAGAACCCCUCUGAAGACACAUUUUGAACCGUAGUUUGUAUUUACUGUAAACACUAUUCCAUUCAGGGAGCUGGUCCACAUGGUGACACACAUCUGUGAGGCUCUUAAGGAGAAGAAACUGGACUGUGUACUGGUCAUUCCGCCAGCCGUCACACCAAGGUAGGUGAUACAGACGUCACAGAAAUAUCACAACAUGAUUGAUUUACUAUUUUAGCAGAUCAUUAAAACACAGCCCGGCUGAAUUUUGUAGAACAUUUUAGAGACCUUGGCGGUGUAGAUACAUGUAUUUUGUAUUUUUAAUACAAUUUCCUGCAAUUCUACAGAUGUCUCCAUGGAGCUGGGAGAAAACGUUGCAGAUUUAAAGCUAAUUUCCUGCAAUUCUAUGCAUUAUGCCAUGGCUAAAGCUGUGUUCUUUUCCUCAAACAUAAUACAAUCAAUACUGUUAAAUUCAUUGUUUUUGUCAUUUUCAAUUCUCCUUGAAUGUCUAGCUUUUAUUUGGGUGAUUGUUAGUUCUCAAAGAUUAUAUUAUUAAAAAAUCUAUAGGUCUGUUAAGGGAAAAAGGUGAGCAGUCAUUGAUAAAGUAAAUCAAAAAUCAAUCCGUUGCAACAGGGAGACAACCUCCAGCGUUGGAGCGUAGAAGAAUGUGUAACAGGCCUAGAGAAGGACUUUAGAACCACUAUCAGGAACAACUGUUCUGUCAACAAUGUCACUAAAUCCUGUAGGAACUCUAAGCAAGGCGUAGUGACCCUGGGCUAAUGGUACCGAAGAUGAAAUCAGCUGCUCCAGAAUCACACCAGUGAGAGAGGCUUGUAGGAAGAUGACAUUAGCUGCUCCAGAAUCACAGAGUCACAGAUCCAUUAUCAUUAUCAUUAUUAUCAUUAUCAUUAUCAUUAUCAUUAUUAUCAUUAUCAGUGUGUCCUUGAAUCCGGUCUGGCAUCAAACUUUAACCAGAACAUUUGAUAGUGGCAGUUUAACAGGUCAUCAACGGGUAUGACUUUAACUCAUCUUAAAUUCCCUGUUAUCUUUCCUACAUACUUUAUAUCUGGUUUUAGUAGUUUUUAAUUUACACUGAAUGUGUUUUUCCAUCCCGAAAAUACAUUGCAAUGUUUUGACUUAAGCAUCCCGGAAGAAUGCUUAGGCUGCCCGCCCAAGGAUUUCAAUGGCAGGAAAAUCCCUGCAAUACCAUUCGUACCAUGUCUUUGAUCUAACUGAUCCAUGUAAUAACGGCAGGGAGGAGGUUCAUCUUUCUGUUGUGAUCAGUUCAGGCCAGCCGGGGAUGUUCGGGAGAGAGGAGUUUGAGCAGUUAGCUCCCGUAGUGGACGGAUUCAGUCUAAUGACCUACGACUUCUCCUCUGGACGGUAAGAUUUCCUUCUCACUGAAACAAUCACAUCCUUUCAUUAAAAAUAUUAUAUUCGUAAAAUGACCAUCACUGAACAUUUGACAGAUGUUAUAGGCCACUCCUAUGUUGUUAGUAUAUCAGUAUGUCAGGUUCUCUGCUCCCUCCUAGACCGGGCCCCAGCUCCCCUCUACCCUGGGUCAGAGAAUGUGUUCUAGAGUUGUCCCCCAACACCCAAUGGAGGCACAAGAUACUGCUGGGACUGAACCUGUAUGGACAGGACUUCUCCACCCACGGAGCUGAACCACUGCUGGGGGGCAGGUAGGAUACUCCUAAUAAUACUUAAUACGGGUAGUCGUUCUCUAGUAGCAGUAAUCUAUACAGAAGACGGUACAGAAACUGCCAGGUUAUUUUAUGGGACAGAAAUGGCCUCUCUCUUUCUGUCACCUCCAGUCCCCCUUCACCUAUCUCUCUCUCUUUCUGUCACCUCCAGUCCCCCUUCACCUCUCUCUCUCUCUCUUUCUGUCACCUCCAGUCCCCCUUCACCUCUCUCUCUCUCUCUUUCUGUCACCUCCAGUCCCCCAUCUCUCUCUCUUUCUGUCACUUCCAGUCCACCUUUACCUCUCUCUCUCUCUCUCUCUCUUUCUGUCACCUCCAGUCCCCCUUCACCCCCCUCUCUCUCUCUCUUUCUGGUAUUUCCUGUAAAGGUUAAUUGAGCUAUUGAAGGAGCUGAAGCCUAGACUACGUAUUACCCAGCAAUAACACGAGUUACUCCAUAUAAUAUUCAACAGGCAAAUAGUUUAGAUUUAUACUCCUUUCCCAGACCUUAUCCCCCUUCCUUUCUUCUCUUCCCUGUAAAGGUUCAUUGAGCUCUUGAAGGAGCUGAAGCCCAGACUACUAUGGGAUGACCAGGCUGAGGAGCACUACUUCAGUUACAAGAGGUACAGUUAGUCUACUUCAGCUUCAUAUUAUGACAACUCAAAGAACCAUCAUUCCCAGAUUAUAUGAAGUGCAGUUUCCAUUCAGGUCUCCUUUUAUUUACAGUUUUUGUGAAGAAAUGGGGCUUGUCUUGUCUGAUAUCUUGCCAGUAUCAUCACACCACAAUAACUCACUUGAUUUUAUGUUCCACAUUCUAGGAGCAAUGGAGUCAAGCAUGUGGUCUAUUACCCAACACUGAAGGUAUGACCUUUUGACCUCCAUUUGAUGUACAGAAUACAUCAGACACCAUAUACAUCUGCAGAUGAUUCUCAAAAUAACCAAAUAAAUACACACGUAUAGAGUAUCAUGGCACACCAGGUUUAAGUUAAGUUGAUUAAUGAUCAAACAUUUUCCAGAAACACAGAUCCUUAUCAUGUAUUGCCCUCUUCUCCAGAAACACAGAUCCUUAUCAUGUAUUGCCCUCUUCUCCAGAAACACAGAUCCUUAUCACGUAUUGCCCUCUUCUCCAGAAACACAGAUCCUUAUCACGUAUUGCCUUCUUCUCCAGAAACACAGAUCCUUAUCAUGUAUUGCCCGCUUCUCCAGAAACACAGAUCCUUAUCACGUAUUGCCUUCUUCUCCAGAAACACAGAUCCUUAUCACGUAUUGCCUUCUUCUCCAGAAACACAGAUCCUUAUCACGUAUUGCCUUCUUCUCCAGAAACACAGAUCCUUAUCAUGUAUUGCCUUCUUCUCUGCAUCUCUCCCUCUCUUCUCUAGUCUCUCCAUCAACGAAUCUCCUUAGCCACUGAGUUAGGUACAGGAAUCUCCAUGUGGGAACUGGGUCAGGGAUUGGACUAUUUCUACGAUCUUCUAUGAGAAAGACACUCAAGCUCCUUUCUUUAGCAAAUUAAUCAACCGCUAAAAUAUCUGCAAAUGUACAGUCCAUGGUAAUAUUUGCUGAGCACCAACUAGCAUGAGGAUUACACUGUUAUUUCUUUGACUACCUGGAAUGAACGACGUCUCUUAUCUCAUGAAGACCAGGGUGAUCAUCGGUUGAUUGUAGGAGACGGAGGCCAAGUUGUGUAUACAGAGUAAAUGUGACUGAACUAAGGAACUUGAAGCUGCCAACUUGGCAAGAGUUAGUUAAUCAUCCAUCAAAGCAGCUUUCAACUGGGGCUUAUAACAGGGUUAUUAUGGGAUGUGGCACACAGAAGGUGUUCAUGUUUUUAAAUGGAAAUACUGAUAUGAAAUGGUAAGAUAGAAUAAUACAUAAUAUCAUUUUUAAGGUCUGGUUUCCCGGACAGAGAUGAAGCCUAGUCCUGAAUCUCAAUUGAAAAUAGAUUUUUAGUCCAGGACCAGGCAUGUUUGUCAGGGUGACCGUUAUAAAUCAGACAUUAGUCUGCUGCCCACUGCAGGAAUGUGUUAUGUUUCUUUAGAAGACAUUUGACAUGAAAUAAAAAAGGUACAUUGUUCAGUGUUGUUUUUUUAAUAUAAAAAUGUAAUCGACAAUAGAAAUUGAAGUCCUACAUAGAUACAGUGCUACUUUUUCUAAUACCUUCACUGGUUGCUGCUUGAUUAGGUUUGACAUGUGGUAGCCGAUCUAGAAGUACUAGAAACAGCUACUGUACUGCAGGGCUGGGGUCAAUUCCAUUU